Messenger RNA from Leptopilina boulardi, 1752 nucleotides. Its product is annotated as homeobox protein E60. The coding region runs from base 1 to 372 and encodes 123 amino acids. The record is from RefSeq and is a predicted model, not a curated record. The transcript is spliced from 2 exons. Gene Ontology annotation, cellular component: nucleus. Gene Ontology annotation, biological process: regulation of transcription by RNA polymerase II; multicellular organism development; neuron differentiation. Gene Ontology annotation, molecular function: RNA polymerase II cis-regulatory region sequence-specific DNA binding; DNA-binding transcription factor activity, RNA polymerase II-specific. Lineage: Eukaryota; Metazoa; Arthropoda; Insecta; Hymenoptera; Figitidae.
AUGGAUAAGAGCCUUGGUCCCCGAACAAGAAGGGUGAAACGGCCAAAUGAAGGGAAAGUUGCUAAUGUAACACCAGAAGAGAAGAGACCAAGAACAAAUUUUAGCGGUGAACAGUUGACAAGGUUAAAGAGAGAAUUUGCUGAGAAUCGAUAUUUAACUGAACGACGAAGACAACAACUGUCACGUGAUUUGGGUUUGAAUGAGGCUCAAAUUAAAAUUUGGUUUCAAAAUAAAAGGGCAAAAAUUAAAAAGGCCUCGGGACAAAAAAAUCCUCUAGCACUUCAAUUAAUGGCCCAGGGUCUCUACAAUCAUUCGACAGUCCCGUUGACCAAAGAAGAAGAAGAACAGGCUGCAGAACUUCAAGCCAAAUGAUGAGUCUAAAUUUAUAUAUAUAUAUAUAUAUUAAAAAAAACGAAUAAAAAAAAAAGUCAAUUGGGCCAACGUUAAUUCGAUUCGAUGAAGAGGAAUAACUGACAUUUUAUUGAGUCUGUAAGCCUCGGAAUUAUAAAGACUGAUAACGAACGAAUAUAAUCGGAGAUCAAAAACAAAAAAAAAAAAAAAAAAAAAAGAAAACGGAACUGAAACUGCCAAAGUUCGAGCAAAUCUUUUCAGCCUGAGAUAAUUCGUUGCGUCGCAUUUCAUUCGACAAAGAAAUUCUGUGUAAAAAAAAAAUCUUCUGCUUUAAAAAGAUAUUCUUGAAUGGGAGAUGCAUAUAAUAUGAUGUUAACAAAAGUCUUCCAGCAAAUUUCACGUAUAGACAAAAACAAAAUUUUGCAAUUUUUAAACAAAUGGAGAAAUAAACGAUAUAUUCAGAAAAAAAUAACUUUGAAGGUACAACAAAAUUUUGGCUAUUCAAAAAUAAAUUUACCUAAAAUUAAGAGAAAAAUAAAUUUCUAAAAAUAUUUCUAAACUAUAUUAUUUUUUGUGCAAGUUCUCAUUUACAAUAUCGCUAUGAAAAUCAUUGAUCAAAUAUUUAAAAAAAAAAUAAUUUUUAUUAUAAAUAUGUAAUCUCGUUAUUAAAUUUAUAUAUAUUGUAAAUUCUGUUGUGUGUUUGAAAUUGAAAAUCAUAUAAAUAGCACAAAAAAAUUAUAUAUACGAAUAAAAAAAAAAAAAAAUUAAAAAGCAAUGAAGAAAAUUAUUAUUAAUAUUUAAAAACGAAAUAAAAUUAUGAUAUAUAAUGCGACGAAUAUAAACAAUAUAUUGUGCCAUUUUUGUUAUUGACGGUGACAACAAUUCUAUCCAGAUAUAUGUUCUUAUUCUUUUUCCCAGUGCAUGUGCGUGUAUAAAAAAUUUUUUUUAAAAAACAAUACAAUUUCUUUUACUGUCGCGAAUUUUGGUAUGUGUUAUAAAAAUGUUGGUGAUUUCCGCUAUAAUUUAUAAUUGUAAAAAUGUAAAAUAAUACCCCCCCCCUUCUCCUCAAACAAUCCCACGAAGCGACAAAAAAUAAUUGCAACGUGCAAUAGAUUCUUUAUAAAUAAAUAGAGAGAAAAGUUAUAAUAGAGAAAAGCUGUUAGUAGGGUGAUCUUUAAAAACCAACGUGUACAUAACAUUCGAUUUGUAGCUGUAUCAUCGUUUAUAGACUGUUUAAAGUAACUUAGUUAUUUAUUUACUUAUGUAUUAAGAAGCAGAGAAGUACGUACACAUAUAAAAACCACAUUAUGCUUGGUGAAAAUACAAAACAAAAAAAAAACAGUGAUCCUGUACGUGUAAAAUUAUUUAAAAAUCGAUAAAAUACACUUAUUAUCAAGCAAA